GAAAGCCCGCGCGCUGCGCUGUGACGGCGGAGGAUGCUGUGAGCGAGCGAGCGGAGCCUGAGGCGCGGCGGGGUCCGACCGGGAUGCUUUGUUGCGUCUCCCGCCGGGCUACAGGCCUGGGUUCUCGGUGGGCAGUUGUGAAGUUGGUUUCUAAGAGAAAUGAACAGAAAUAACCCACUUUGAGGAAGGCAUGGCAAAACCAAAUACAAAACACAGAGUUUGUUCUCGGGAAUCUUCAGUAUCUUCUCUGUUAGCGAGCUGCAGCCUCAGUGGUAGUAAUUCCUCUACCGCUGAUGGCUCUGUUCAGUAUAAGGAUAAACUGUACAGUUCUGCAUCUCAGGCUCUGCAGGCCUAUAUUGAUGAUUUUGAUCUAAGCCGGAUGUAUCCUGGUGUAAGCACUGGAAAGAUUAACAUUGAUAAAUGUCCUGCUAAUAUGCCAGAAUUCUCCAACUAUAUUUAUAAACCAAACCAUGCUUUUGAAAAAUUUCAUCACAAAAAAAGCUCCUUGUCCUCAUCUUCUAGAAGACGGACUAUUAAUGACAUAGACUCCAUUAGCCUCACAACUGAUGAUCUGUUAAAACUUCCAGCAGAUGGAUCAUUUCCUUUUACUUGUGUUGGACCAGGUCAUCAAAUUACCAAGAAAACCAAGAAAUGCAUUGGAAGACUGAGUUUAUCAGACACUGAAAAGAAUCAAAAUUUUCAAGAACCCUGCAUUGCCAGAAGCAAGGAUAACUUAGUUACUCCUGUGGUAUACACAAAUAUAAAUGGAAAGCAGUGUCAUAAGCUAAAAAACCUAAAACUUGUGAAUAAGACGAGUAAAUGCAUUUCUGAACCAUCUUUUUUUAAGAAAUCAUCUUUCAAGGACAGUUCAGAACGCGAACUUGAAAAGAAUUACCCAAGAUGGCUCACUGGCCAUAAAUCUGACCUUAAUGUUUCAGGGAUAACUAGUAUACCUGAUUUCAAAUAUCCAGUCUGGCUCCACAAUCAAGACUUGCUACCUGACACAAAUAGUCAAAGUAUUUAUAAAAUAUUUAAAGACGAGCAUUGUUCCCCAAGACAUAGUUAUCAGGCACAAAGAACUUCUCGACCUAUGAAUAAAUUAGAUUGUUUCGAAUAUUCUUUUGAACCCUCAAAUAUUUCAGAUUUCUUGAUUGGUGAUCAAAGAUUUGUUAAUGAAUAUAAAUGUGAUUCUGAGCAUAGCCAAUGUCAUUGUGAGAAUCCACUUCUUCCAGGACAAUCCAAAAAGCCAUUCAAUGGUGACAAAAUUGAAUUACUUAUCCUGAAGGCCAAGAGAAAUCUAGAGCAUUGUACUGAAUUACCGAAGUCGAUGAAACAGGAUGAUAGCCCUUGUUCAUUAGAUAAACUGGAAGCAGAAAGAUCGUGGGAAAAUGUUCCUGUUACUUUUAAAUCUCCUGUUCCUAUUAAAUCUGAUGACAGUCCUCAACAAGCUCCAAGGACAAAGAAUGCUAAAAGGUUCCUUGAAGAUCUUUUAAAUGAUGAUGAUCAGAGCUGUACCCUGUCUGGAGGAAAACAUCAUGGUCCUGUUGAAGCCCUGAAACAAAUGUUAUUUAAUCUUCAAGCCGUACAAGAAAGUUUUAAUCAGAAUAAAACUGUGGAGCCAAAAGGAGAGAUUAAACAAGUUUCAGAAGAUGAUUUCUCUAAAUUACAAUUGAAGGAAGGUAUGGUUCCGAUUACUAGGUCACUUCAAAAGGCUUUGCACCAUUUAUCUCGCCUGAGGGACCUGGUUGAUGAUACCAGUGGGAAACAGUCACCGAAAAUGUGAAGAGGAAAAUAAAAGUUUAACCAAUAAAUAGUCACCACAAAAA
Myotis lucifugus (little brown bat) is the source of this 1826-nucleotide messenger RNA. It is a transcript of the gene CUNH18orf54, whose product is annotated as chromosome unknown C18orf54 homolog. NCBI's taxonomy places the organism in Eukaryota, Metazoa, Chordata, Mammalia, Chiroptera, Vespertilionidae. The record is from RefSeq and is a predicted model, not a curated record. The coding region runs from base 191 to 1783 and encodes 530 amino acids. The transcript has 8 exons.